Molecule: messenger RNA, 1843 nt
Organism: Lampris incognitus (smalleye Pacific opah)
Lineage: Eukaryota; Metazoa; Chordata; Actinopteri; Lampriformes; Lampridae
Gene: hagh
Product: hydroxyacylglutathione hydrolase
Exons: 16
Coding region: 140-1843 (567 amino acids)
Biological process (GO): glutathione metabolic process
Cellular component (GO): mitochondrion
Molecular function (GO): hydroxyacylglutathione hydrolase activity
Source: RefSeq, a predicted model, not a curated record
CCGUACUGGCCCGUUCGCGUGCUACACCCCUGCACCCGAUUGGUGGAUAUAAACGGGGUCGAAGUUGACAGAAGGGGCAGAGCCGUAAGUGAUGCCAAACUUGUGUGGAAGGUGAUAAGGGGCCAGUCCCGGCGUUGUUAUGUUAUUCCGGUCUGGAGUAUCGAGUGCCCGCGCUCUUGGUCUCCUCGGAGCUGCGUCGACUUAUCCAUCCGCAGCCGUGAGAGCCCAGGGCCGAAUAGCAGCUCUUCUCCACACCCCUGCGAGGAAAUCUUCUCUGGUGGAACAAAGCAACAUGAACGUAGAGCUUCUCCCAGCACUCAGUGACAACUACAUGUACCUGCUCAUCGAUGCCGACACCAAGGAGGCGGCCGUCGUUGACCCCGUUGAACCAGUUAAGGUUGUAGAGGCGGUCAGAAAGCAUGGUGUAAGACUCACAACAGUCCUGACCACCCAUCAUCACUGGGAUCAUGCCGGCGGAAAUGAGAAGAUGGUGAGACUGAUGCCUGGGCUCAGGGUGUAUGGAGGAGACGACAGAGUUGAUGCCCUUACGAAGAAAGUCUCUCACUCCAAUAGUUUCAAAGUUGGCUCGCUUAGUGUUAAGUGCCUGUUUACUCCCUGCCACACAACGGGUCACAUAUGUUAUUUUGUGACAAAAGAAAAUGGCACUGACCCACCGGCUGUCUUCACAGGGGACACGUUGUUUGUGGCUGGCUGUGGUAAAUUCUUCGAGGGCACGGCAGAGCAGAUGUACAGAGCCUUGAUAGACAUUUUGGGACGUCUGCCCCCUGAAACGCGUGUUUACUGUGGUCAUGAGUACACUGUCAGUAAUCUGAAAUUUGCUCGUCACGUGGAACCAGACAACGAUGUCAUCCGGAAGAAACUCGCAUGGGCAAAAGAGAAAUGCAGCAAUGGAGAACCGACCAUCCCGUCUACGUUGGCAGAUGAAUUCACAUUUAAUCCGUUCAUGAGAGUAAAAGAGAAGUCAGUGCAAGACCACGUCAAGCAGACGGAGGCCGUUGAAACCAUGAGAAGUCUGCGGAAAGAAAAGGAUGGCUUCAAGCUGCUAGAGAUAGUGAAGAGAGAGGGGUUGUCUCUUAGGGCUGUUCUUACUACGCACCAUCACUGGGACCACGCCCGAGGGAACGAGGCUCUCUUGAAGGAGGUCCCAGGGUUACGGGUGUAUGGGGGAGAUGACCGCAUCAAGGGGCUCACUGACAAAGUCACCAAUACUCAGGAACUCAAGGUGCCCACACUGCACUCAUGUGAACAGAGAAUGCAGAUUUAUGAAGCGUGGGAAUUUAACUCCAUCAAUGUGAGGUGCCUGUUUACUCCCUGCCAUACCUCUGGUCACAUGUGCUACUUUGUUUGGGAGGAUGAGUGCUCUGAUGCCCCCGCUGUGUUCACAGGUGAUACGCUGUUUGUUGGUGGCUGUGGGCGGUUCUUUGAGGGCACGGCAGAACAGAUGUACCACAACCUGACCCAGGUGCUGGGCUCCUUACCUCAACACACGAAGGUGUUUUGUGGACAUGAGUACACAAUUAAGAACUUGAAGUUUGCCAUGCUGGUGGAGCCUGAGAAUGAGAGAGUGAAGGAGAUGCUGAGCUGGGCCAGGGCUAGGGACGACGAUGACAAACCCACAGUGCCGUCCACCUUAAUGGAGGAGUAUGAAUACAACCCUUUCCUUCGCCUCUCGGAGGAAGCAGUGCAGAAGUUCACAGGGAAGACCGACCCAAUAGAGGUGUUAAGGGUCCUACGACAGGAGAAGGACAAGUUUAAAAAGCCCAAAGAGAGAAUUCCCCCCCACGCUAUGCUGGCUCUGGAGUGGGGACUGCUCAGACCCUGA